Molecule: messenger RNA, 2483 nt
Organism: Phytophthora nicotianae INRA-310
Lineage: Eukaryota; Oomycota; Peronosporomycetes; Peronosporales; Peronosporaceae
Product: GrxB family glutaredoxin
Exons: 1
Coding region: 34-717 (227 amino acids)
Cellular component (GO): cytosol
Source: RefSeq, a predicted model, not a curated record
AUCCGCCUCCCAGUUGCCAAGCUCCUUCACGCCAUGUCGACCCCCGCCUUGUCCGGACAGCCGCAGUUGUACAUCUACGACCACUGCCCGUUCUGCUGCCGUGCGCGCGUAGCUCUCGGGCUCAAGAAGGUCAAGUACGACGUUCUAUUCCUGGCCAGUCACGAUGAGGCCACGCCCAUCGGCCUCGUAGGCUCGAAACAGGCUCCGAUCUUCGUGCCCGUGGGCGAGAAGCCGUUCCCGGAGAGCUGGGACGUCGUUAAGUACGUGGACGAACACUACGGCGACGGCCCCAUCCUCAAACCCGCCUCGGGUCGCGAGGAUCUGGCCAAAUGGUACGACACAGUCAUGCCGCUCUUCACGACGCUCUUCCUGCCGCGCUUCCACGCCGCGCCGCUGCCUGAGUUCACGCUUAAGGAGUCUCGCGACUACUUUAAAAACAAGAAGGAGAAGAGCUUCGGCUCGUUUAGCGAGAACCUCGCUAAGUCCCCGGAGAUCGUUAAGCAGGUCAACCAGCUGCUCAAGGAACUCGAGCUUAUGCUGCACUCGAACCACUCGGUCAACGCCGAGCUGAGCUACGACGAUCUGGAUCUGUUCGGUCGUCUGCGCGGUCUUACGCUCGUCAAGGGCGUCGAGUGGCCCACCAAGGUGCGUGAGUUCCUCGAGUAUUUCUCCGAGGCUGGCGACGUACCGCUCUACGACAACGUGGUCAAGAUCUAAAGAGAUAUGAUGGCUACUGGCACUGAAGACUGUGGUAUCGUCUACGUAAAAAGAGUCACUUGUUGAGAGAUAUGGCUUUACUCGGGUCUGAACUUGUUGGCCUUCUUCAUCUUCUCUACCAGCUGACGAUCCUCUUCAAACCGUUCACGAAGUGUUUUGAGUUCUGUUUUAAACAAAAAUAAAAAACACCUUUUGGUAAGCAUCUCACGACAUGAGUACAAUAAAAAACCCUGUAAAUCAACGUACGAUCUCGCUUCUUCUCGCGCGUCUGGAACCUGUAAAAGUUGUCGAGCUCCUUGCUCUUCUGCUUCUUGGCAGGUCUGGCCAGCACCUCCUCCGUCUGCACAAUACCGCGCUUCUUGGUGUUUACUACCGUUUGGAAUCCGUCGUCAUCCACCUGGCUCUUCAGCUCCUCGCGACGACGCAAGUCUUCCGCCUCCAUCUCGUCGAACGACGCCAUGUAGCGGUCUGUCAUCUCCUUGAUCACCGAUAAUCCCGGACGGUUGCGACGGUACUUGGCCGCAUACGCUGCACAUUAAUUAUCAGCGUCAGUACCUCAUUGUCUUCUUCAAUUGAGCGCAAUUUACUCCACCUUGCAGUCCACAGGGUUUACUCGGUGCAGGCGUCUCCAGAGCGUCCGCCUGUAGCAUCUUGUCCAGCGAUUCCUCGGUUUUAAACACUACGUGGGCCGUGCGGUUGACCGCGUUUUCAUUUAAAUCAUCUUCUUCCUCGUCUUCUUCGUCGAAUAGACCUCCUGAUCCCGCUACGACGUGCUGGAUGGCGCCCAGAGGCUCCAAACACGCGCGCAGCCAUUUCUCAGACGCAUGAACAGGCAGAUUCACAACGUACGCGGUGCGACCAGUGGCGAGAACGGACUCAGUAUGAGAACCAGGCUUGGCGUCGUGCUGCUUGGCGUAGAUGAAACGCUGGAACGAGCUGUGCGGCAGCGGUAGCGCGAUGGCAUGGUACCCGCCGAACACCUUGGUCGACGCCAUGCUAUGUGGGUAUGAUGUUGACUGGCUGAGCUAGUGGUGUAAUGCGAUUGGUGGAAAAAACAACGGUACACUGUACCGCCUAAAUGUUUUGAGCUGGAGAGUAUACGGACCAAACAAGACUAAAAAGCUCAUUAUGACUAAAGUGAUCAAAAAGCUCUUUGAGGCGGCGAGGAAGCGGUGGUGACGUCGGUUGAUGCGCUGACGGAUCCUCCGUAUAUUGGGGUGGCUGUCAUGAUUGCAGAAUACGCGAAGGACGUUGGGAUACCGCAGGUCUCAACAGCCACUUCACCUGCUUCAUUGAUUUUCCAGCUUGGGAAGCAGAAGUUGGAGUGGCAUUCCUUCAAGAAGGCUGACAAGGGUGACUCCAGUCGUCGCUGUCCUCGCCUGAAAAUGCCCCGAAGUCAGGACACGGCUCAAAGGAAAUUCUCCAUCGGACAUUCGUAAACCUCAAGAGACUGGAUGGCUUUGGGGAGUGCCUGUGACGCUGAUCGAGUCUAACAGUAGAAAGAACUACUGCAGUGUCGAGCACAACGAGUAUUCAGCGAGGUGUGCUCGCCCAGCCGAAAUAGGAAGAAGAACGGCGUCACACUGCAGAGAUUCGGGAAAGAAUCCGUCAUAUUUCUCCGUGCCACUUCGUGUCGACAGCCUAUUUACUCGCUAUUGUGUAAGCAAAACUAAUAUUGACCGUAUACAUUUACCGCGGGAGAUCAGCAAAACUACUUGUAAUUGUUCAUCGCUUGGAGCAUCGCGUAGACACCAGUAGCGAUGAGU